AUGGCCUCUCUAAGUGUUGCGGUGAUGACAUUCACAAUAAUGGCGGGCAUCGCAGCGGCCCCCAGUGACCCUUGCUUCAACUACGACACCAAGUCGAAAGAGAAUAAAUUCGACGCAAAAGAGAUCAUGGAUCCUGCAACCCUAGCCUGGCACCGGCCGCAGUCGGCAACUUCCCGCCAGGAGGAGGAGCUAAUUCAGAAGAGUACUCGUGCUGCGUCAAACGUGACCGACCCUCUUGAGAAACUACGUCUACUAUGCUUGUCUAGAGGUGCGACUGGAAUAUUAGGCCUAGGAAGGGUGUUCAGAAGAAUGGACGAUGACGGUAGCAAACAGCUCAAUAAAGAAGAGUUCAUGAAUGGCUUGAAGGAAACUGGGCUGGAGCUCAGUAAGGCGGAAGCAGAGGAGCUGUUCAAUAAAUUCGAUACAGAUAAGAGUGGAUCCAUUAGCCUUGAUGAGUUUCUUAAGCAAAUCCGUCCACCGAUGUCAGAGUCACGCCGCGCUAUCGUGGAGCAAGCUUUUAAGAAGUUGGACAAAACCGGAGAUGGCGUGAUCACUAUUGACGAUAUUCGCGGAGUUUACUCGGUCAACUCUAAUCCACGAUACAUGAGUGGCGAGGAAACAGCCGAUGUGGUUAUGACCAGGUUUUUGGCCAACUUUGAAGACGAUGGAUCUACUGACGGAAAGGUAACACUUGAGGAGUUUAUGAAUUACUACAGUGGCAUCAGUGUCUCCAUCGACAAUGACUGCUAUUUCGACUUAAUGAUGCGUCAAGCUUACAAAUUGUAA
Molecule: messenger RNA, 786 nt
Organism: Parnassius mnemosyne (clouded apollo)
Lineage: Eukaryota; Metazoa; Arthropoda; Insecta; Lepidoptera; Papilionidae
Source: the annotation of a GenBank genome assembly